This is a messenger RNA of Dermacentor silvarum, 1613 nucleotides long. RefSeq lists its product as uncharacterized. The coding region runs from base 251 to 1585 and encodes 444 amino acids. The transcript has a single exon. Gene Ontology annotation, biological process: DNA integration. Lineage: Eukaryota; Metazoa; Arthropoda; Arachnida; Ixodida; Ixodidae. Gene Ontology annotation, molecular function: nucleic acid binding. The record is from RefSeq and is a predicted model, not a curated record.
AGUCUUGGCUCUUGUGUUCGGCGUUAAAAAAUUUCAUUACUACGUGUAUGCAAGGCAUUUUGUUUUGCUCACGGACCACAAGCCUUUGGCUACAAUUUUUGGUCCGAAGACUGGCAUACCAGCAAUUGCCGCCGCAAGACUACAACGAUGGGCAGUUGGUUUGUCGGCCUGUUCUUUUUCAUUGAAGUUCCGGCCUUCUACGCAGAACGCUGACGCAGAUUGCUUGUCUAGGCUGCCAAUAACACAGUCGAUGGUCGAAGAGCAGGAAGAAUCGUUUUAUGACCUACGCUUUGACACUAUGCCGAUCAACAGCAAUGAUAUUGCUCGUGAAACUUCACGUGAUGCCACUAUGCGUACUGUGACUCAUCAUAUCCUGUCAGGCUGGCCGCGUAGUGUACCGGACGAGAUCAAACCGUUCUUUCAUAGAAGACUAGAACUGUCCAUACAUCGAGGAUGCAUUAUGCUGGGAAUGCGCGUACUUGUUCCCGAAAAAUUUCGCACGUUCAUGUUGGACGAGUUGCAUCAAGGUCAUCCAGGUGUUGUUCGUACCAAAGAACUAGCAAGGAGCUACGUUUGGUGGCCUACUAUCGAUAGCGACAUAGAGCGUUUCACCGCGUCUUGCACCGAUUGCGCGUCUAAUCGCAAUCUGCCACCUAAAGCGCCCUUACAUCCUUGGGCAUGGCCUACGCGCCCUUGGCAACGGUUGCACGUCGAUUUCGCUGGCCCGAUAAAUGGAGUGACGUAUCUCGUGGUGGUUGAUGCACAUUCAAAAUGGCCGGAAGUGUUUCCAAUGCGGACAACCACCACUGAAGCAACCAUUUCAUGCCUACAUGAACUGUUUUGCAGAUUCGGAUUCCCCGAGACUUUAGUGUCCGACAACGGUACUCAGUUCACUUCUGCAGAUUUCCAGGAGUACCUGCAGCGAGUAGGGACCAGACACGUGAGAACAGCUCCGUAUCAUCCCAGCAGCAACGGUCUGGCAGAACGUUUCGUCCAGACGCUGAAGGGUGCACUUCGGAAGUCCAGCCGACCCACAUCACCGUCGGAGCUCGCAGACUUCCUCCUGUCGUACCGCAACACUCCGCAAGCGACUACCGCAGAGGCACCCUCUAUUUUGCUGUUGGGGAGGCGCCUCAGGACUAGGCUAGACCUCAUCAGGCCCUCCGUUGAGGAGCGGGUCGCCCGCAAACAGUUCCAGGACACCAGUCGCCGCAGGCACCGUGCAACUACCUUCAGCGAAGGAGACUUCGUGCGUGUCCGCAAUUUUCGCCGCGGACCAAGGUGGUUCAGUGCUACCGUUCUCGCCCGCACCGGCCCAGUGUCGUAUCGUGUUAGUGUUGUGACCCCCUGGGGUGUGUGUGAGUGGGUGCGUCAUCGCAACCACAUAGUACGCGCUCCUGACUCUGACGACACAGUGAUCACAGCCACCGACUUCCAAGAUGACGACGACGUCACUGCUGGCACAGGCACUAGCAGCAGCACCACCGAGUCUGUGGAACAGCCGUCGACACACAUGGAAGCCGCCGAGCAGGGUCGCCGCUACCCACUACCUCAGCGCAGACCUCCCGACCGCUACGGCACCUAAUCCUACUACGGGACAAUAAACAAGUGGG